UUAGAAAGAACUGCUGGCCGUGGCAGCAAUUUAAACGAAGCAUCAGUCUGUGUGGUUGAGUGUCUUGACUGAAGAACAAGGUGCGUGGACCUCAUCAGUCCGACCACAGGUUUGAUCAGGUGAAAGCCACGCUGAAGAAGACUUAUUUAUAUCUGGACUGAAAGCUGCCAUAAGGGCAUCAGAAUACCAUUGGCUGGACAAAGACAGGUGACGAAAGGAGACUGAAUUUCAAGUAGAAUAAACUCCCAAAUGCAGCUGGAUGAACAGGAUUUGGAAGUGACUUCUGGCUCUGGGAAUAAUGGCUAACCUAUUCAGGACAUUAAAUACACAAUUUGAGAAAAGCAUUCAGCGGUGGAAAUUGGAAAUUGAAAGAAAAAUUAAAGAGGCAGAACAGCCAAACUUUAAAGAAGUUGUAAACAUUAGUUAUGGUGACUUCCACGCCAUGGGGAUGAAGUAUAUCACUUUUGUUCGUCAGAUCUUGGCUGCAAGUGCCUACCCAGAGCUUCUAAAGAGUCGGCAGCUACCUGUGGAUGUUGAGCAGAGAAUUGUUCAGUUCUUCAAAGACUGGGGAAAACAGAGUAUAGGAUGUUACAGUGAAGAUUUUGGCAUCAGCUGUGUCCGAAGAAAUGUGGCACGGUUUAUUGAAGAGCGUGAUGGUGGAAUAGCUUGCGAUAGAGAGAAUAUCUACAUAACAAAUGGAGCUACAAAUGGUUUACAGCUAAUUCUCAGGUUAUUUGAGUAUGGAAAAGGACCGUCUCAGACUGGUGUGUUGGUGCCAGUUCCCUCCUACACUCGCUUCCGUUUAAUGGUACUUGAAGCCGGUGGUGUCAAUGUGCCUUACUACCUGAAUGAGGGGCACAGCUGGGCACUGGACAUGACAGAGAUGAAGCGAGCCCUCAAGUGUGCUAGGGAGCACUGCAGCCCUAAAAUUCUGUACCUCAUUAAUCCUGGGAAUCCAACAGGACAGGUCAUGAGCCGAAAGACUAUGGAAGGCAUCAUCAAGUUUGCUGCCGAGGAGAAGCUAUUUGUGGUUGCAGAUGAGGUAUACCAAGAUCAGGUUUUUGGGGACAACUGCAGUUUUCUUUCAUUCAAGAAAGUCCUAUUUGAGAUGGGCUCAGAGUACCGAGACAAUGUGGAGCUUGUGUCACUCAAUUCUGUCUCCAAAGCCUACUUGGGGGAGUGCGGCUUUCGCUGUGGGUACUUGGAAACUAUCAACAUUGAUCCAGAAGCCAUUACACAGUUGAGAAUCCUAAUAACGAGCAGCUCCUUUCCAUCCAUCAGUGGGCAGAUUGUUCUGGAUAUCUUAAUGAAACCCCCACAACCGGGAGAGCCAUCAUAUGAGAUCUUCAAUAAGGAGAAAACCUUCAUCAUGAACACUUUAGCCCGCAACUCCAAACUGGCUGUGCAGACAAUAAACGCUCUUCCUGGUUUGAGGUGCAAUCCAAUUCAAGCUUCCAUGUUCUGCUACACUCGGCUAGAGCUACCCAGCAAAGCACUGGAGCAGUGUAAGGCUCUGGAUCUCUAUCCCGGCUUAUUUUACUGCAUGCAGCUCCUAGAAGAGACUGGCAUUGUCUUGGAUCCUGGAACAGGAUUUGGUGAAAAUGAUGGAAGAGACCACAUCCGGUUUUGCACCCUUGUUCCACCCGAGAAGUUUGAUGACGCUUUGGAGAAAAUCAAAAAUUUCCAUUUAAAAUUCAUGCACAAAUAUUCCUGAUGUGUGCAGGGACUGCUGCUGGAAAAAGUGACAUCUACUUGUGAAUGAGUCAAUCAAUAAAUAAAGUCAAAAUGGACCGAGUCAGAAUUAUGAAUCUAAAGACUUUGUGAUGUGUCUGUCUUUAUUUAAGGCAGUGGUCUAUUUCUG
Messenger RNA from Erpetoichthys calabaricus (reedfish), 1861 nucleotides. RefSeq names its product alanine aminotransferase 2-like. NCBI's taxonomy places the organism in Eukaryota, Metazoa, Chordata, Cladistia, Polypteriformes, Polypteridae. The coding region runs from base 299 to 1714 and encodes 471 amino acids. The transcript is spliced from 12 exons. The record is from RefSeq and is a predicted model, not a curated record. Gene Ontology annotation, biological process: biosynthetic process. Gene Ontology annotation, molecular function: L-alanine:2-oxoglutarate transaminase activity; pyridoxal phosphate binding.